AUGGGGCAUCUUUGGCAGUCUCUUUCUGAGCACCUUCGGGGGCUGAGUCGGAAAAUCAUUUCACUUUCAUCGUCAAUUGUGGAUCAUGUCACGCUAAAACGACUACACGAAGAUGAGAAUUCUGACAACGAGGAGGAGGAGGAUGAUGAUGAUGAUGACUUGGAUUCUCUCGACAUAGAUCCAUUCGAAGCAGUAUUGGAAAGGGUGAAAGUGAAGCACAUUGGUAAAUAUGUGGCAGCGAUUCGAGCAAAGACUCAACCGAAUGGCAAAAAAAGCAUUCCCGUCAGCGAGGUUGAGUCUCCUACUCGCUGUGGGGAACACGUUUGCUAUAGGGUUAAGUUUGCUGAUGGGGUUAGCUGGCUCCUCAAAGUUCCAAUUAUCGGAACCCCUGAUCAAUUUGACGAAGAUGACGGCGAGGCCCUUCGCUCAGAAGCAUUGACAAUGAUCAUGCUGCGGCGUGAGACAACGAUCCCAAUUUCCGAGGUCUUUUCAUACGACAAUACAUGCAAAAACAAGCUCAAAGUUCCUUUCAUUCUCCUGGAGUUCAUAGACGCUCUACCUUUGGUUGACGUUUGGCAUGACCGGGAAUCCCCAAAAGAAGUUGUACAGGCUAGGCGCACACGCUGUUUGCAGGAUAUUGCUGCUGCAUAUAUCCAGCUUGGUAAAUACACAUUCAACGAAGAAACAUUCUUGAGAUUUGACGAUCAAGACUGCCUGAUAGGUGUUGUGCCUGUACGCAAGGAUCUAUUCUCUGGCCUUAGAGGGGCCUGUACUUCCUAUCUGGACCUACGGGAGGAAAAGAGUAAGAAGUAUGAAAGGGGGCUUCUAAAGCUUCUUCGAAUGUUUGUCGACUGGACUCCAAAGUCAAGUGGUGGGGAAUCAUUUGUUUUGAGUCAUCCAAACCCCGGUAUCUUCAGUUUCCUUCUUUCAAAGGACGGUUCCGUGCGAGCAAUCCUCGACUGGCACGGCGCGUCUGCUAAACCGCCAAGCAUAGGGAAUGAGACAUACCCACUAUGGCUGAUGCGCGACUGGGCUGGGGCCUUAUAUAGGUGGAGUGAAGAGAUGGAACAGGGAAUCAAGGACGAGAGUUGUAUGUGGGAAGACUCACCGGAUACGUUGAUGUUCUAUCGAGAGAUCUAUGCGCAAUGUAUCGCAAAUCUGCGACCAGAAAGCGAGAACGCCAAAUUGACCCGUAAUUCCCUUCUCUUCGAACAUUUGGCGAUGGCAAUGGAAGACUCAAUUUUUGGAUUCAGCAUUGCUUUAAAGAUCCUUAACGAAAUUAGGAAGCAAGUGAAGAAGAGCGUGGAUGAUAACGACCAACCUGCUUCAGUCAACCCAUCCAACAACAAUACGGACGACAAUGACAGCAAAAAUCAGAGUUCUGCCAAAGGCAAGGAUGCGAUGGGCGACCACAAUUCACCGAACAAGACCGAGGUCAAAGAGGAACAUGAUGAUGCUGAACCAGACAUUGACAGAGAAGAUGAAGAAGAAGAAGAAGAAUUUGAUGCCGUUCAGUUCCUCGACGAUUUGGACGACGAUGGUAUGAGUGAGGACCAAGAAAAGAUUUUCAAGGCGGGAUUUGAGGCUUUAUUCAUUAGUUAA
Messenger RNA from Penicillium vulpinum, 1602 nucleotides. Its product is annotated as Aminoglycoside phosphotransferase. Lineage: Eukaryota; Fungi; Ascomycota; Eurotiomycetes; Eurotiales; Aspergillaceae. The record is from RefSeq and is a predicted model, not a curated record. The transcript has a single exon. Bases 1 to 1602 code for a protein of 533 amino acids.